Plasmodium gonderi is the source of this 1626-nucleotide messenger RNA. RefSeq lists its product as hypothetical. The record is from RefSeq and is a predicted model, not a curated record. Gene Ontology annotation, cellular component: nucleolus. The transcript has a single exon. Lineage: Eukaryota; Apicomplexa; Aconoidasida; Haemosporida; Plasmodiidae. Bases 1 to 1626 code for a protein of 541 amino acids.
AUGGUGAAGCUUGGGAAAAUAAGUAAGAGGCAACCACUUAAGCAAAAAUAUGCCAUUACGAAAAAAGUAGCAGCACAUAAGAAGAAACUAAAAAAAAUUAUAAAAAAGACGAAAAUUCAUAAUAGAAGAAGUACGAAGAAAUCUUUGAAAAUUCCAGAAUGUAUUUUUAAAAAAGAUAUAUUAAAUAAUAUAAAAAUAAUUUCUUCAACGAAGAAAAAAAAAAACAAGGAAGAUGAGGAAAUAUGUAAGGAAGUUAGCUUAGAGAACUACGAUGAUUGCACAUUACAAAAUAUGAUGUAUGCUUUGAACAUCUCUCCGGAGGAAAUUCCUCAUGCGGACUUAACUAGUACUGUGAGUAGUGAAACUAUGCAGAGCAAUUUUGCCCAUAGUAAUAACGUCAUUUCUGUGAAAACAACAGAUGGGGACUUAAUUUCUAGGGACCAAGCCGAUUCAGGGAUGAACAAUUUUUACAAUUACCUCGAUUUAAACUUCGUCACAAAAAUGCAUAUUUUUGAAAAAGCGAAGGAAGAACUGUAUCCUAUGCUAAAGGAAAAAUAUUUGCAUGUGGAUGACUUACUAGAAAUCAUAAGAAAUUGUGAUGCUAUUUUUUACCUUGUCGAUAUAAGAAACCCAUUAGUUUACCUGGAAGAAGACAUAAUCAAUUUUAUUAAAAAAUGCAAAAAGGAAAUAAUUUUUAUUUUAAAUAAAUGUGAUUUAGUCGAUAGUUCUCUAAUCGAGCAGUGGCUAUAUUUUUUUCGCAAUUUUUAUUUAACCAUACCUUUUACAUGUUAUGAAAGGAAGAAUCCAACUUAUUUAUCUUCAGGCAGAAACAAACAAAACACAGAUUGGUCACAAGGGAACUUGAAUAAUGUAUCACAUCACGGUACCAAUAAUAAUAUAUAUCUAACAUCAAUUAUUAAAAGCUUUUUUAACACGAAUAAGAAAAUUACUUUUGGUGUAAUUGGAUAUAUAUAUACAGGAAGGAGUAGCUUCUUGCAACUAAUACUACGUGCAUUCAGUUGUACAAAUCCUCGUAACAAAAUAACUGCCAUCAAUGUUGCAGAAAACAUAAAUUUUUAUUCAAAGUGUGGUAUUAUUUUAAGAAAAAAUUUAAAUGGUAUUGGAUUGAUUAAGAAACUACAUGUAUUAAGUAACAAUGAACGAUUAGUUCUUUUAAGUGAAUUUCUCCUAAGUUUAAGUGGUAAAAAUUUAAUAAAAUGUUUACUAUUUUUAAAUCAAGAGGAACUUGCUAAUAAGUACAAAAAUUAUUUUACAAAAAACAUUGACAAAGAGGAAAAAUUAGAAAAAAAAAAAGAAAUUAUUCGUCUAAUAUUUUUAAAACAACAAAAUGGAAAUGAACUUGAAAAUGAAAAUAUUAAUUCUAAAAAUGUAACAAAAGUGUACAAUAAAUUAUUUUUAAACAAAAUCCCGUAUUAUGUCAUUCCUAAGGAAAAAUUAUCUCUAUCUCCUGAACAAAAUAAUAACCAGAAUAAUGAUAUCCGUAAUAUUUUUUCCCAAAUUGUUUCUGACAUCUACCCAAAAAUUGAUGACUUCAUAAUUUCUCAAAAAAAAAAGUUUGAUGACUAUAUCAUUAUAAAAAGUGACAAAUUUAAUUAUAACGUUUAG